UGCCAGACCAUACAAAAAUCGGUUGCAUCGAUGAAGUUCCUGCUGAAGAAAUGCCUGAGGAAGAAGGCGCCGGAGAUGAAGCCGGGUGCCAUCCUGGAUGCGGUCAUCUCACAGUCCUCGGCGACGGCCUGCAAGUGCCUUCUGUACAAGCUGGCCGACUACAAGCGGGGCGGAGAUCUGAUUGAUGCCAUCAACUCGGGCGGCCUCAUCGCCGUGGAGCAGCUGAUCCGUGAACAGUUCGGUGUAUUCAUGUACAACGAUGGCAAGGGACAGGUGAUCAAUCGGGCGGAGUUCCUGCGCUGGAAGUACCGCGACCACACGGAGGUGACCAUACCCAUCGAGGCAUCGCUCUCAAUCCACGAUCCGCUCGGCAAAUGGGAGGACCACAAGGCGUGCUGGCAGAUGCAGUACCGCGGCGCCCUCGGGGAGAGUCUGCUCCAUGUGCUGAUCAUCUGCGACUCGAAGAUCCAUACCAAGCUGGCCCGUGUCCUGUUGCGCGUCUUCCCCAACCUGGCGCUGGACGUGAUGGAGGGCGAGGAGUAUCUGGGGGCCAGUGCCCUUCAUCUGUCGAUUGCCUAUAGCAACAACGAGCUGGUGGCGGACCUCAUCGAGGCGGGUGCGGAUAUCAAUCAGCGGGCCAUCGGCAGCUUCUUUCUGCCGCGCGACCAGCAGCGCAUGAAUCCCGCAAAGAGCACCGACUACGAGGGACUGGCCUACAUGGGCGAAUAUCCGCUGGCAUGGGCCGCCUGCUGUGCCAACGAGAGUGUCUACAACCUGCUGGUGGAUUGUGGCGCCGAUCCGGAUGCCCAGGACUCGUUCGGCAACAUGAUACUGCACAUGGUCGUUGUCUGCGACAAGCUGGACAUGUUCGGCUAUGCCCUGCGCCAUCCAAAGACCCCCGCCAAGAAUGGCAUCGUCAAUCAGACGGGUCUCACCCCGCUCACACUCGCCUGCAAGCUGGGCCGGGCCGAGGUCUUUCGCGAAAUGUUGGAGCUCUCGGCGCGCGAGUUUUGGCGCUACAGCAACAUCACCUGCUCUGGCUAUCCACUGAAUGCGCUGGACACCCUCCUGCCCGAUGGCAGGACGAAUUGGAACUCCGCCCUGUUCAUCAUUCUAAAUGGCACCAAGCCAGAGCACUUGGACAUGCUGGACGGCGGAAUCAUUCAGCGUCUGCUUGAGGAGAAAUGGAAGACCUUUGCCCAGAAUCAGUUCCUCAAGCGUCUCCUCAUCCUAUCCACGCAUCUGCUCUGCCUUUCCAUCUCCGUUUAUCUGCGUCCCGCUCACGAGGGUGAGCCCGAGGCAGACUCGGACUCUGCUCUGGCUGCUUCAGCGGCAGCCGCUCUACAGAAUCGAGAGCAGCCGGCGGAAGCCAACGAUGACUAUAAGGCACAGACGGUGGCCAGAUAUUGCGCGGAGCUGGCCACCAUUGCGGGUGUCCUCAGCUAUGUGGUCUUCCAGCAGGGCGAUGAGAUCAAGAAUCAGGGACUAUCCGCAUUCCUCAAGCAGCUGUCGCAUGCCCCGGCCAAGGCCAUCUUUCUGUUCUCGAAUCUGCUGAUCCUAGCCUGUAUUCCCUUUCGCCUGAUUGGCGACACCGACACCGAGGAGGCCAUUCUGAUCUUUGCGGUGCCCGGCUCCUGGUUUUUGCUGAUGUUUUUUGCCGGCGCCAUCCGUUUGACUGGGCCCUUUGUGACGAUGAUCUACUCUAUGAUCACCGGCGACAUGUUCACCUUCGGCAUCAUCUACUGCAUCGUUCUGUGUGGCUUCUCGCAGGCCUUCUACUUCCUCUACAAGGGACAUCCCCAGGUGCAGUCGACGAUGUUCAAUACGUACACCAGCACCUGGAUGGCCCUCUUUCAGACCACUUUGGGUGACUACAAUUAUCCAGACCUCAAUCAGACCACAUAUCCGAAUCUCUCAAAGACGGUGUUUGUGAUCUUCAUGAUAUUUGUGCCCAUCCUGCUGCUGAACAUGCUGAUCGCCAUGAUGGGCAACACAUACGUGACGGUGAUCGAACAGUCCGAGAAGGAGUGGAUGAAGCAAUGGGCCAAGAUCGUUGUCACCCUGGAGCGGGCCGUGCCGCAAUCGGAUGCCAAGGGCUACCUGGAGGCCUAUUCCAUACCGCUGGGGCCAUCGGAUGACUCCGGUUUCGAGGUGCGCGGCGUUAUGGUCAUCAAGAGCAAGAGCAAGACACGGGCCAAGCAACGCAAGGGAGCCGUCUCCAAUUGGAAGCGAGUGGGACGUGUCACGCUUACGGCAUUGAAGAAGCGCGGCAUGACCGGGGAGGAGAUGCGACGUCUCAUGUGGGGACGCGCCUCCAUCUCCAGCCCCGUCAAGGUCACCAAGCAGAAGCUCAAGGAUCCGUACAACACCAUGCACACGGACUCGGACUUCACCAAUGCGAUGGAUAUGCUCACCUUUGCCAACAAUCCGGCAUCCAGCAAUGGCGUCCAGCUGCGCUCAGCAGCAUCGGUGGCCGGUGGAAAGGAGGCGGCGCCUAUCGUCCCAGAUCCCUUUCGGGAGCUGAUCUUAAUGUCGGACGAGCGGCCAGAGCCCCAUGAUCCCCAUUACUUUGCGGGACUGCAGCAGCUGGCCAACAAGGCCUUCGAUCUGGUCGAGCAGACAAUGAAGACACAGCCGCAGACCGCAGGCAAGAACGUGGCCCCUGCACCCAUAGCCACUCCGCUUCCAGUGGCUGCCACUGCUGCUGCAGUCACUUCUUUGCCUCCUGCUGCUGCCACUCCGGCAAUGCCUGCUGUGGCCAUACCAUUACCCAUCACCACACUGGGCAAUCUGUUCCAGGACCCCAAGGACGUUGUGGAUCCCAAGAAGCUGGAGGAAUUCAUGGCCAUGUUGGCCGAGGUGGAGACGGAGGAGAGCGACAGUGGGGGGCCCAUUCUGGGCAAGCUAUCGCUGGCCAAGCGGACGCACAAUGCCCUAUCCAAGGCGGACAUACGGCGGGAGCACGACACGAUGGGCCUCGAUGGGCACAGUCAGGGCCAGUUUCAGGCCAUGUCCUCGGUCUGGGCACCGCCCGGACUGGACGUCAGCACGGGCUUUCACUUUGAUGAGGCCGUAGCCGAGGAGGUGCUGACCAUUGAGCAGGAGGCCGAGGUGGAGACCGAGGACGGCAAUGGGGGCCAGGAUAGCGAGGAUUUGCCCACCACCGAUGAGGUGCAUGCCACCAUGAAGCAGUUCCAUUUGCGCAAGUGCCAGCCGUCGCAGGAUGAGGCCGCCCGUCGGGCCAAGAGUGCGCGCGUUCGUCGAAGGAAUAAAGUCUCGCCGGAACAGAGCGAGGAGGAGGAGCGGCGUCAGCAGCGUGGACGUACGGCUCACGGCCGUAAGAUGCCGUCACCGCCCGAUCCCCUGGAGCCAUGGAGCACCCGUGAGCUGCAGGAUAUCAACAAGAUUCUGGCCAGAAAGUAACAGAGA
Molecule: messenger RNA, 3429 nt
Organism: Drosophila obscura
Lineage: Eukaryota; Metazoa; Arthropoda; Insecta; Diptera; Drosophilidae
Gene: iav
Exons: 9
Coding region: 31-3423 (1130 amino acids)
Biological process (GO): calcium ion import across plasma membrane
Cellular component (GO): membrane
Molecular function (GO): calcium channel activity; protein binding
Source: RefSeq, a predicted model, not a curated record